Symbiodinium sp. CCMP2456 is the source of this 4245-nucleotide messenger RNA. NCBI's taxonomy places the organism in Eukaryota, Dinophyceae, Suessiales, Symbiodiniaceae. The record is from the annotation of a GenBank genome assembly.
AUGCGCUCUCGGCUCCUGGUGCGCUUCUUGGCCGCUCUGCUGCUGACCUGGCCUGGGCUCACCUUCUUCGGGCGCCGCGGCCAGAGUUCCUCUGAUGCCGUGGAUGCGCUGGUGAAGGAUCUGCAGACCCUCGGCAGUGCCGGGCAGGAUGCAGCCAAUAUGGCUUCAGCUUUGCUCGGGGGCCUUCAAGAUUCCAAGCUGUUGGCAGACAGCAGCUACGACGCGCGUCGGCGAGUUGCAAAGUUCAAAAUCGCAGGAGGCGGCGCAACAGGUGAGUUCUUGCCAGAUCUCCGGAUCUGGCUCCAGGUUCAGCUGGACAAGAAUUUGAGAAUCAGCUGGGAGAAGGCUCGAUCAGGAGCUGUUGUCCUCCACUUCUCUGGCCUCUCUUUUGCUCCCCUUCCGGGAGCACAGGAGCUAUAUUUGAAGGCCGGCUUGGACUCUUUUACGUGCCCUUCCAUCAAGUCCGUGAACCAGGAGGAGUAUUACCAGUGCCACCUCAAAAAGGCACUCGUGAUGGAAGAAUUCUGGAAAGCCAACCGGACUCUCAUCCCGAAGAACCUGCAGCACCAGUUCGCUUUCAUCGGAGACAACACGGUGAUUUCCCACCUCUCGGAACAGCUUGGGCAUGGGUUUGGCUGGUCCAUGCUCCUGGUCUUGUCGGCACCCCCGUCGACCGUCGAAACCCUCGAAUUCUCGGAGAAUGGCGUGCGAGGAACCUCUAUUCAUGACAAGAACCAGGCUGGCGCCAAGCUCUCAGCCAAGCAUGGUUUCAAAGACUUGAGCCUCAACAUCGCUAGGCCUCUCGUCGGAGAUUCGCGCUUUGGUGGGCUCGUUCGCUCCGUGGGUGAGCGGAUAAUGCCAGUGGCUUGCAACUUCGGCAUCCUCUGUUCCGUCGGAGAGCCCCGAUGGCGCUCGAAAGGAAUUCGAGGAGCCGACCCGAAAGUGGUCGCGAGCAUGUUCCGCCGUCGCGGCACCAAGGGCCCGAACGGCGAGGAGGGCUGCCUGACGUGGAAGUCGAAGAAGCGGCGGCUCGUCCGCGCGCUGCAACAGCCCAAGGCAAUCCUACUGGAAGGCCCGCCGGGGCUUGGAAAAACGGCCACUGUCCAAGCUCUUGCAAAAGCCACCAAGCGGCGUCUGUUGCGGAUCAAUUUGUCUGAGCAGACGGACCUUUUGGAUCUGUUGGGUUCCGACUUGCCGAUGCCUGGCAGUGAUGUGGCAGCUUUCCGCUGGAGUGAUGGAGCCCUCCUUCGAGCACUGAAACGUGGAGCUGAUUGGGUCCUGCUUGAUGAGAUCAACCUGGCACCACAGGCCACGUUGGAGGGCCUCAAUGCCUUGCUGGACCAUCGGAGAGAGGUGUUCUUGCCGGCAAUUGGCCAGACCGUGUCCGCUCAUGCAGGCUUCAGGCUUUUCGCGGCUCAGAAUCCGGUAGCAACAGGAGGUGGACGGAAAGGUCUGCCACGAUCAUUCCUGAACCGCUUUACUCGUGUGGUGCUUUCUCAGCUGUCACCACAGGAUCUGCGUCACAUAUGCGAGCAUGCCCAUGGUGGCGCUCUGGGAAAGGAAGUGGUGGACCGGACGGUCCGACUCGUCGAGGAGCUUCAAUUGGCAUCGCAGGGUGCAAGUGAAGAAGGCGGGAGGCCCUUCGAAGCACACCUGGACUUCGAUUGGAAUCUGCGCGAUGCCUUGCGGCUUUGCGAGCUUUUGCGUGCGAAGGCACCUUUGGCCCAUCACUGCCAGGCCUCUGCGGAGCUUCUCUUUGUGUCCCGUCUUCGCUGUGACACGGAUCGUGAUGUGGCACGGCGUGUGAUCUCCAGGAAGCACUGCAUUCCAGUGCAUUUCAGCUUCGCUGCUUCCACCUGCAAGCGAGGACCGCAAGUGUACUGUCAGCUCCUCUGCUACAGGAUCUUCCCACGACCGGCCGCCGAAAGCGAGAAGCAUUUCCCUGCGGCGGCCUUGCUGCGCAUCGGAUGCGGCUUCGGCCUGGAGGAGGUAUCACCGGACGAGCCGGCUGAUGUGGGCCUCAGCCUGAGGAUGUUCUACGUGUCUCUUCGGGCCUUGAUAGGCCUGGCAGUCUGGCUUCAAGAUUUUUCAUGGUUCAUGAACUUGAUCAAGGUCUUGGCAGUCACAGCCUGCAAUCCCAACCAGGCGGUUUACAGGAUAUGCCUUGGCAUGCCGAUCUCUGUACACGUCACACUGCUCAGCGGCCGGAGCGCAUCAAUCCUCUGCCAGCCGAGCAGCAGUGUGAAUGAGUUGAGACUACGAGCCCAAGAGCAGCUGCAAACGGACAUCAGCGCCCUGUUCUCAAGGACAGGGCAGCAGCUGAUCGGAAGGCAAUCGCUGAAGGAGGCCCUUCCGCUUUGCCUCGAGGACGGGGAGGAGGAUGAUGUGGCAGUGACGGCGGCCUUGCGGCAGACGGUUGUGACGUCCUCCUGGGAGUCUUUGUUGAGCGCUGGAGAUGCAUGGCCCUUGGCAUCUUCCUGGGCUACGGACGCCUUCGCAGCAAUCCGACCCGAUGGCUUGGUUGUCGGCUCGGCACUCCUUCGGCAAAGACUCCGAGCCGAGGACCUUCGAGGUCAGCGAGAUGUUGUCCAUGCCAUGGCGCAUGCAGUUUCGGACGAGCUGAAAUUGCCCAUGCCUCGGGGAACCCUUUUGGCCAUGGGAGACGAGUCCGACGAAGCCAUGAGAAGUACGAAGCGCCACCGCCAGAAUCCCAAGGACAUCUGGGGAAACAUCGGUGCGCUGCUCGAGGGCACAUCGGUCGUCAAACUCUUCUGCAGAGAGCUGAAGCCGAACUAUUCGAUGCCUUGGACGACCAAGAGGCAGCAGUCUUCAACUUCCACUGCCUUCGUUUUGUGCCUUCAAGAGCGGCUGCUGCUGACCAAUCGGCAUUGCGUGGCCCAUGCCAGCUGCAUUGAGGUGCGGAAGCGUGGGGACGACCAGAAGUACGAGGCGGAGGUCCUUGCCCGAGCGACGGACUGUGACCUGGCCUUGCUGACGGUGCGCGAGGAGGCUUUCUGGGAAGGCGCCACUGCGCAGACUCUGUGCAACGAAGUUCCAGCUCUUUUCUCUGAAGUGGUCUGCGUCGGGUAUCCCACCGGCGGGGACAACUUGUCUGUGACGAAAGGUGUUGUAAGCCGGGUGGACUACGAGGACAACCCAGACCCUUGGCGGAAUCGAUUGGUCAUCCAAAUCGAUGCAGCAGUGAACCCUGGAAACUCGGGAGGGCCAGCGCUGGUCGCAGGAGGCUCCUGUGUGGGUGUUGCCUAUGAAUCCCUGAAGGAUGGCUCCACGGAGAAUAUUGGCUUCAUAAUACCGGUCAGUGUGGUGCAAAAGUUCUUGACAGCCUGGCGAAGGCUUAAGUCCGCUGCGCCCGGUGCGAGUACAGAGUCCGAGGAUGUCCCGCCAGUACGAGUCACGGCUUUUGGGCAUGGACGUUUUUCUGCCCAGAAGCUUGAGAACGCCGGUAUGAGACGUGCCCUUGGCCUGGCCACUGGGCAAAGUGGCGUUAUUGUCAAGUCGGUAGAUCCGACGACGGUGAAUGCCAAAGUUCUCCAGAAGGGCGACGUGCUUCUCUCGCUGAUCGGAGUCCCAAUCGGCAACGACGGCUGUGUUCCAUUCGUUUGCGGGUCUUCUCGCCACGAUCGUGUCCCCUUCCCCUAUGUUGCCAUCGAAAAGUUUGUCGGCGAACAGCUUGAGGCCGAGAUCAUGCGUGCAGGUAGCAAGCUGUCCAUCACGCUGCAGCUCUGCCCGCAAGAGCCUCUGGUCUCCGUUGAAAAAGAAGCUCCCUGGCUACUCGAUUAUUGCAUAAUCGGUGGCCUCGUCUUCGUGGUGCUGUCUCAGCAGUACUUGCGCGCCACCUUCGGCGACAAGUGGCGCAAAGAGCGUUGCAAUGGGCUUUCAGAGAUCAUGGAUUCCAGGGAACGAGAGUUCCAGGACGAACAGGUGGUGGUCCUUUCGUAUGUUCUCGCACACACAGUCAACCUGGGCUUCCAGGAUGUUCGGAAUGCACGCCUCAAGGCUUUUGUGGUGGAUGGGGUGCCUGUGCGGAUCCGCAACAUCGCACAUUUAUCGAAUCUUGUAGAAGCUUCCAAAGAGGAGUUCCUUAGAUUUGAGCUGUACGGUCGGGGUGCCGGCUUCCUUCCCGAUAUUAUUGUCUUGGAACGAUCCGCGGUUCAAGCUUGCGAGGACGAAGUCCUCCGUCGCAACAAGAUUCCAGCGGCACGGAAGAUUUCCAACUCGAGCUGA